AUGGAUGCUGCUGUGAAAGAUGCAAUGCAGCAGCUGCUAGACAGUGAGGCCGGUGUCAAUGCAAAGUUACACAGGAUCCUUGCUUUGUUGUGCAAACACAAUUUGGCAUACUCGGUGAACCUGCAGCCUCAAGACCUUUUGGUCCAUGAGGCCAACAGAGGGGGGGCCAUGGUGAAUGGCCAUGAUGCCAUUGCCAAAGGACAGCACAUAGAGAAGACAGGCCUGAAGCCAGAGCUGCUUCCUCCCAAUAGCAUCUGCAUGGAGAUCAACCCCUCCAAAAGGGAUGCACAGCUUCAGGCAAACUCACAGAUGUGCUUGAAAGCCAAUGGCAUGUUGGGUGAAGUUCUUGGCAGUGAGAGAUUUGUCACCUUAGGCACAUCACAUUUUGUGAUGUACUGCCGGGCUCUCCAACAAAAGGCCUUUGGACCUGAAGGUACCAGGAUGCAACCAAAUCCAGAGUUUUCAGAGCUGUUGCAGAAAGGCUGGCAGUGGGUUGCCAUAUGCAGUGCAGUGGAAGAUGCAUUCCCUACUUUUGCCACAUGGUGCCAGGCCACCUUGAAUUCUGUGAACAGUGCUUCAAAGAUGGUGGGUGAACUAGAAGCAAUGCUUCAGAUUUCCACAUACUUGCAGCAAGGGCAUAGCAUUGAAUCAGCUGUGGCCCUGGUCAAGGCUGCUGCACCGAGUUGCAGCCACUACUUGCCUGACAUUGCCCACUUUGUCAGACUCUUCCUUGGAGGGAGCACUUUUCCUUUGCUGGUGCAAUUAAGGGAUUUCUGUCUCAAAUUUGGGCCUAGUUUGAUGAUUGGAGAGGAUGCCAUGGCCUUGUUGAGCUACCAUGACUUCAGAGUCCCAGGCAACCAAAUGCUCUUCACUCGAGUUGCACUGAUGAGUGCAAUGCUGACAUCAACCAAAGCAUCUGAUGGCAUCAGCAAACUCAUAUUCAAGAGUGGUUUUGACAAACUGACUAGGAGCCUCCAAGACCAGACUAUCAAGAUGGAAGGCUUGCUCAGUGAUGCAUGGUGCCAGUGCCAGAAGGAUCUUGACAAGGAGCCAUCGACCAAAGCUUUUGCAUUUGGCAAACUUUGUGUGAGGAUGGUCCUUUUGCUAUUGUCAAAGCAAAAGUAUGGAAGAGACCCUGAGAUUGACAGCUUUGAAGAUGUGCUGGCUCUAUUUGCAGAAGACCUCUUGAACAAGAAAAAGGUAGCAGGGGAGAGUUCUGCAAGCAAAGAUAGAGCUUUGAAGGUUGAAGACUUGUUGCAUGCAAGUCCUGCUCAAGUUUGCUUGAUUCAGAAUUCCCACCUUGAGAUUGGUGGCAGGUAUGUGCACCAGCAGUAUGAAGACAGGAUCUUUACAUUUGAGAAAAUGAUGGCAAACCAUUGCCUGUUCAGGUUUGCUCCUAUGUUUGGUGAACCCUUGACAGUGGAAGCUCCAUUUGACACAUUGAAGCAAUGGAAAAGAACAAAGAAAGAGAUCCCCAAGCUGCUUCCAAGUGGCCUUGUGGAAUGUAAGCUGGCCAGCCAGGCCAUGGGGCAAGUGCAAGGUGAUUAUUUGAGAAGCUAUGUGCAGUGUGUUAUUUGUGAAGCUUUCUUUGCCAACCCUUGCCCACAGAAGUUGCAAUUCUCUUUGAACCCAUCUGGUGUAUACACCAGCACCAAAGCCAAGAAAGGUGAGCUGCAACUUUUCCCAUUGGGGGUGGUGCAGGAGGUGAAGCCUGAGAAUUUGAAGAAAGUCAAAGGCUUGGUUUUGCAGUACCAAGGACAUCAUUUUCAAUUGGCACCUUACAAGGCUUUAGCCCAAGCUGAAGCAGAUGCACCAGGCGUCCUGAUUCCAUACCAAUGGGUGCAGGCAUCAGAUGAUGCUGAGACAUGCAACAUGACAAUCAAGCAGGUAAUUGUCAAGGAGGUGAGUUUGCCUGUUUUGGUGAACCAGAGUGGCCCCAUAAGCUCUGACACCUUGUUGGUGAAACCUUCCAGUUCUUGUGCCACUUCUUCUCAGCCAAAGAAAAAGGCUAAGAAGUGA
Molecule: messenger RNA, 2019 nt
Organism: Durusdinium trenchii
Lineage: Eukaryota; Dinophyceae; Suessiales; Symbiodiniaceae
Source: the annotation of a GenBank genome assembly